AUGUUGCUCGAUAAUGAAAAUUUCUUGAAAAGAUUAGAGCAGCUUUACCAGGAAAAAGGAGAAAAAGGAAGCGUAUGAAUCACAUUUAAGCAGUAUGAUGAAAUUUGAAGAAAAGGAAUGCACAGGAAAGGCAAAGAUAAAAUUGCACGCAAAGAAGAUCGGCAACGAAAAAACCAAGAAGGCGUCCCACUCAUGCUCCUAGUUAGAGCAAAAACAGAUACUGAAAAAAUCAGCACCAAAGUUCUAUUUCGGAUAGAAAAAUUUUUCUCUCACCUAAAAAAUUCUUGUGGACCUAAUUUUAUUUGAUAAGAAAGAAAAUUUGGCAUGCUGAAAAUCUUAAAAAAUUUUCUAUUAGCAUUACCAGAAGAUGUAGCCUAUUUUCAAAAAGUCCUCCACAAUGCUAUGCUAGUUAGUAUGGUCGGUAAGAAAAGAUUAAGAUAA
Molecule: messenger RNA, 441 nt
Organism: Blepharisma stoltei
Lineage: Eukaryota; Ciliophora; Heterotrichea; Heterotrichida; Blepharismidae
Source: the annotation of a GenBank genome assembly